AUGAGCGGGGGAGAGGUGGUCUGCUCGGGCUGGCUCCGGAAAUCCCCCCCGGAGAAGAAGUUGAAGCGCUAUGCAUGGAAGAGAAGAUGGUUCGUGCUGCGGAGCGGCCGUUUAACAGGAGAUCCGGAUGUCUUGGAAUACUAUAAAAAUGACCAUGCCAAAAAACCUAUCCGUAUUAUUGACUUAAACUUAUGCCAGCAAGUAGAUGCUGGAUUGACAUUUAACAAAAAGGAGUUUGAAAAUAGCUACAUUUUUGACAUCAACACUAUAGACCGCAUCUUCUACUUGGUGGCGGACAGUGAAGAGGAGAUGAAUAAGUGGGUUCGAUGUAUCUGUGACAUCUGUGGGUUUAACCCAACAGAGGAAGAUCCUGUGAAACCCCCUGGAGCCUUGCCAGCAUCUGCUGAGUUGCCUUUAGCUAUCAAUACUUCACCCCCAUCUAUGCAGGCAGAGUCAUCCUUAGGCUCUCUACCUCCUCCUUAUCAACUAAUUCAUCUGCCCCCACAUAUGGAGCCUCUUUCUAUACAAGAUGAUCCCCAGGACUACCUGUUGCUAAUCAACUGUCAAAGCAAGAAGCCUGAACCUGCAAGACCCCAUGCUGAGUCUGCGAAAACCACCUCCUCUGAAACAGACUGCAAUGACAACGUCCCGUCUCACAAAAAUCCAGGUUCCUCCCAGGGCAAACACGCAGUGAAUGGCUUUUUCCAGCAGCCAAGCAUGUACGACUCCCCGCCCUCCCGUGCUGCAUCUGUUUCUAUAGACUCCAGCCUUUAUAACCUGCCGAGGAGUUACUCCCAUGACGUUUUGCCGAAAGCAGCUUCUCCAUCGAGCACCGAGGCAGACGGAGAACUCUACGUUUUUAAUACCCCAUCUGGAGCAGCAUCAGUAGAGACUCAAAUGAGGCACGUCUCUCUUAGCUAUGACAUUCCCCCAACACCCGGAGGUACUUACCAGAUUCCACGAACUUUUCCAGACGGAACCUUGGGACAGACGUCCAAGCUAGAGACUAUUCCGGAUAUACCUCCACCCCGGCCUCCGAAACCCCACCCAGCUCACGAUCGAUCCCCUGUGGAAACGUGUACCAUAACCCGCACUGCCUCAGACACUGACAAUAGUUACUGUAUCCCUACAGCGGGGAUGCCGCCAUCACGUAGUAAUACCAUUUCCACUGUGGAUUUGAACAGAUUACGAAAAGAUGCUACUUCUCAAGACUGUUAUGAUAUUCCCCGAACAUUUCCAAGCGAUAGAUCUAGCUCACUUGAAGGCUUCCAUAACCACUUUAAAAACAAAAGCAUGUUGACAGUGGGAAGUGUGUCAAGUGAAGAACUAGAUGAAAACUAUGUCCCAAUGAAUCCCAACUCGCCGUCAAGACAGCAUUCCAGCAGUCUCACUGAGCCAAUCCAGGAAGCAAACUAUGUACCAAUGACACCAGGCACGUUUGAUUUUUCAUCAUUUGGAAUGCAAGUCCCUCCUCCUGCUCACAUGGGCUUCAGGUCAAGUCCAAAGACCCCUCCCAGAAGGCCAGUGCCUGCAGCAGACUGUGAACCUCCACCGGUGGAUAGGAACCUCAAGCCAGACAGAAAAGGUCAAAGUCCUAAAAUUUUAAGACCUAAACCACAUGGUUUAGAGAGAACUGACUCACAAACCAUAGGUGACUUUGCCACAAGAAGAAAGGUAAAGCCAGCGCCACUUGAAAUAAAACCCUUACCUGAAUGGGAAGAACUUCAAGCUCCAGUCCGAUCUCCCAUCACUAGAAGCUUUGCCCGAGACUCCUCCAGGUUUCCUCUGUCUCCCAGACCGGAUUCAGUUCAUAGCACAACUUCAAGCAGUGACUCGCACGACAGUGAAGAGAAUUAUGUACCCAUGAAUCCAAAUCAAUCCAGUGAAGACUCAAAUCUGUUUGGCAGCAGUAGUCUUGACGGAGGAAGCAGUCCUAUGGUAAAGCCUAAAGGAGAUAAGCAAGUGGAAUAUUUAGAUCUAGAUUUAGAUUCUGGAAAGUCCACACCACCUCGUAAGAAGAAGAGCAGUGGCUCCGGUAGCAGUGUGGCAGAUGAAAGAGUAGAUUAUGUCGUAGUUGACCAACAGAAGACUCUGGCACUGAAGAGCACCCGAGAAGCGUGGACUGAUGGGAGACAGAGUACGGAAUCUGAAACACCCACUAAGAGUGUCAAAUGAUAACACUCCUCUGCCUCCCCGAAAUGAAAAGAAACCUAAACUGUUAGGUUAAAGCACGGUAACAUACGGAACCACAUCUGCAGGAAUAUUUGACUGGAGCGUAUCUGAGAGUUCAUCUGCGGGCAGAUCCUUGACGGAGUUGAGUCGGAGACCAGGAACAUUUCGGAUGAAUCCAAGCAAUUUUAAGACCCUACAUGGUGCUUUGUGGUAUCUGUACAAGUCAUAAGAUGUAAAUAACCUGUAAAGAAGUAUUGCUUAGCUCCCAGAGAAGCAUUUGAUCUGCAUUUAACACAUUUGUAGUAUUAUUCUAUUUAAUGCACUUUUUCAGUUUAAGACAUCGGUUCAGAUAUUCCCAGAUCGUGUUACCUUAACGCCAUUGUUUUGGGAGUUUCUUGUUUUCCUCACACUACUCUUCAUAACAAUUCUAGGUUAACUAAGCUACUUGUAGAUAUGGAAAUUGGUGUUUAAACUUCAGUUUUGCAACUUUUAAAUGAAAUCAGCAGAAAUGGAUUCACAGCUGAAUCACCGACCUGAACCUUCAGGUGGUGGCCAUUAGCCGAAUACUGUUUUAUAUGUCGUACAAAGAAUAUUGGGAAGUCGACCAGUUGCCUUCCUAACGCAAAGUACUACAAGUUAAUAAUAAUGAACUGUUGUGUGUUUAGGACCUACCAUUCUGCCUGUUGAACAUUUAGUCCAUAGGGGUGGACUUUGUGUUGCGGUGUGUUAAUGGCAGUGUUCGUUGGGUGAGGAUUCUGCAGGGUGGGAUCUUGCCCUUUUUUAAAGACUGAAUAAUUAAAUAUCAAGGAAGCCUGCAAAGCACUGAUGGCAUGCAGUAGUAUUGUGAUCUCACACUUAUUAACAUGUAGUAACCUUGACAUUAUUUACAGAAGGUAGAAUAUAUAAAUAAUCAGGUACGUACCAAGCACUGUUGUGCUAAUACACUGAUCAGGUUUUGACAGUGAGCCUUAGUUUUGUACAUCUUGGAAAGUCCUGGUAUUGGUUUCCAGUUUGAAAUUAAUGGGACAAUUGACAUUCACUGUUAGUAGUACUAGCAAGAUACUGUGAUUUUUAAUUAGACAGUAAUUCAGAUUUAUUACUGUAUGAAUGGAGAUGCUAUGUUUUGACACCAUAGUGCCCUUUUUAUGAUUUUUACGUUACUUAAUCUCCUUCUUGGCCUUAUAUUUAAAUCCCUAUGCAACUGAUAUUUUAUAUCUACAUUUAAAAAAAAAUAGAUACUGUUAUCUAAGUGAUUUCUGUGUACAACACCUGUUGCUUUUCCUGGUAGGGGAUUUAAAGCUUCUGUACUGUGAUUCUUUCAUUCAGUGCCCCUUAUGCCUCGGUUUAGGAGCAUGGAUUAGAUGUCAGGAAGAGAAUAUAGUUCUUUACUGAAAUUGCGUAUUAAAUCUGUUAUGUAUGGACUAAAGAUGUACUAACAUUUUUUGGAAGAAGAAGACAAGUGCCCACAAUUGGAAGGUGGUUCCCUGUGCCCUGACCUCUGACCUCAACCUGGACUUGCAGGAGUUUCCUGUUUUUUGGUAUGUUGGCCUUAGUAAUGUGCCUAAUCUACCAGAGUGAGGCUUCCCCCAUCUUAACGAGGCGGCAACUUGUUGAAUUCGUAAGAUUUUUGUUCUUUGACUGUUUGCUUCUUUUUAAAACAACUAAACCCAGAAGUGCAUUUUGAGGUGGAUUUUAAAUAAAUCUGAUUGUUCGAGUUUUAUGUUUAAGCUGUUGUCCAAUGAAACCACAACAAAAGCAAAAUAAAAGCUAAAGUCUAAAGACUGAGACUGUA
Molecule: messenger RNA, 3964 nt
Organism: Tachyglossus aculeatus (Australian echidna)
Lineage: Eukaryota; Metazoa; Chordata; Mammalia; Monotremata; Tachyglossidae
Gene: GAB1
Product: GRB2 associated binding protein 1
Source: RefSeq, a predicted model, not a curated record